GGCUCGCUCACGCCUUGUGUCCAAGAAGCCCUUAAAGUCUGCAACCAUGUGGCCAUCUGCUAAACAGACAUGAAUGCCCCUUCCUUCUUCCCCUGCAAUUAAUUCUCUGCAUUUCUGCCCUCUUUCUUCUCACUUCACACAUAAGUGUUACCAGAUUACUAGUUUCAAAUGGUGCCGUUUUUUCUCAUAAUUGGCCUUUUUUUUCUGCCCACCAGUCUCUUGGCAGAAACAAACGACUCUUCCUCUGCCUCUCUGGUUCAGAGAAAAUGGACUAAUGUUCCUCCUCCGCCGGCGGUCGUAUGCACGUCCUGCGUAACAUGCGAGAAUCCAUGCAACCCGGUGCCGCCACCGCCGCCGCCGCCAUGCCCUCCGCCGCCAAAGCCACCCCAGAUUGAAUGCCCUCCGCCGCCAAAGCCGCCGCAGAUUGAAUGCCCUCCGCCGCCUUCUGGCUUCCACUACAUCUUCGCUCCGCCGUAUCCUUACGUUAACUACCCUUAUGACUAUUUUAAUGCCGCAGAUCGUCUCAACUUUCACGGCAAAUUCAGCCUGGUUUGCUUAGUCGGAUUUGUUCUGUAUAUUUUUGUUUAGAUUUUAGGGACAAAAGAAAAAAUAAAGGAAAAAUUGUUGUUGGGCAUCUGGGCAAAUCCGGGCCAAAUGAAUGGUCUUCUUGUUGUAGUGUGUUGCAGAAAAUUAAGAAAUUUAAGAACAUUCGGGAUUUGAUUUCUUUUCA
Molecule: messenger RNA, 730 nt
Organism: Cryptomeria japonica (Japanese cedar)
Lineage: Eukaryota; Viridiplantae; Streptophyta; Pinopsida; Cupressales; Cupressaceae
Exons: 1
Coding region: 169-588 (139 amino acids)
Source: RefSeq, a predicted model, not a curated record